This is a messenger RNA of Aplosporella prunicola CBS 121167, 982 nucleotides long. RefSeq lists its product as uncharacterized. The transcript is spliced from 2 exons. The annotation marks the transcript as partial. Gene Ontology annotation, molecular function: RNA binding. The record is from RefSeq and is a predicted model, not a curated record. Gene Ontology annotation, cellular component: nucleolus. Lineage: Eukaryota; Fungi; Ascomycota; Dothideomycetes; Botryosphaeriales; Aplosporellaceae.
CAUGCCUGCCCCAACCGCCCUCCAGCGCGCUCCCGAGCCGCUCGCCGAAGACCAGGCCAUGACCCAGUUCCCCCAAGAAGGAGGCGUCCCUCUGGACAUCAACUCCGCCGCCGAUCCUACGCCCCUGCCCGCUACGUCCGCGAACGAAGAUAGCAUGCAGGUCGACACCGAGGGCCGCCCGAGUUUCGCGCCCGCCGCCGACGUGCCGCUUGCGCUACGCGUCGAGACCCGCAAAGUGCCCAUCCCGCCACACCGCAUGACGCCGCUCAAGGCCAACUGGCCCAAGAUCUACCCGCCUCUUGUCGAGCAUCUCAAGCUGCAGGUGCGCAUGAACAUCAAGAGCAAGGCUGUCGAGCUCCGCACUUCGCGCCACACCACCGACACGGGCGCGCUGCAGAAGGGCGAUGAUUUUGUCCGUUCCUUCGCCCUCGGCUUCGAUGUCGACGAUGCGAUUGCUCUGCUUAGACUCGACGACCUCUACAUCCAGUCAUUCCAAAUCAAGGACGUGAAAACGCUGAACGGCGAGCACUUGGGUCGCGCUGUGGGUCGUAUUGCUGGACAGAACGGCAAGACUAAAUUCGCUAUUGAGAAUGCGUCGAGGACGAGAAUCGUGCUGGCGGACCAGACGAUUCACAUUCUGGGAGGGUUCAAGAACAUCCACAUUGCCAGAGAGGCCGUUGUCUCGUUGAUUCUGGGUGCGCCUCCCGGAAAGGUGUACGGCAACCUGCGCACCGUGGCGUCGAGGAUGAAGGAGAGGUUUUAAGCAAACCGCUUGCUUGCUUAUGAUGGGCGCUUUAUGAGCAUUGGGCGGCGUUUUAUAUGAUUUGGGGUCUCGCAGGGAAACGUUACCUUCUAAAAAUUGGCGUUAAUGGCUUUUUUCGGUAGAUUCGGAUACCACAAGAAGAAGCACGAUCACGUUGUACUUCAGACAUCAAUUUGACGCCUUGAAAUCAUGCUCCGUCACAGAAGACGAACGUAUGAG